This is a messenger RNA of Striga asiatica, 1603 nucleotides long. The record is from the annotation of a GenBank genome assembly. NCBI's taxonomy places the organism in Eukaryota, Viridiplantae, Streptophyta, Magnoliopsida, Lamiales, Orobanchaceae.
AUGAUAAAUGUUAUGCAUUCACUAGAGAAACCCCUAAAUCAGUUGGAAAAAUGCUUAGACCCCAAAUUAUGGCUUGCCUGUGCCGGUGGCAUGGCUCGAAUCCCAUCUCCGAACAGCAAAGUCUACUAUUUCCCUCAAGGCCAUGCCGAGCACUCGAACGAAAACCUCGAUUUCUCCAAAUUCCCGAGCAUCCCACCACUCAUCCCCUGCCAGGUGUCGUCCGUUAAGUACUCCGCCGAUCCCGAGACAGACGAGGUCUAUGCGAAAAUCCGGUUAGUCCCAAACGAGCUCGAUUUCAUCAAUGAAGAAAAUGGAUUCUUUUCCGAAGCCAACGAAAGCAUCGAAAAAGAAAAACCCAACUCGUUCGCCAAGACAUUGACCCAAUCCGACGCGAACAACGGCGGCGGGUUUUCGGUCCCGAGGUACUGCGCCGAGACGAUAUUCCCAGAGCUCGAUUACUCGUCCGAGCCGCCAGUGCAGACGAUCCUAGCCCGUGACUUCCAAGGGCAAAUAUGGAAAUUCAGGCAUAUUUACCGCGGAACCCCAAGGAGGCACCUAUUGACGACCGGUUGGGGCGUUUUCGUAAAUUCGAAAAGGUUGGUGGCAGGGGACUCGGUCGUUUUCGUGAGGGAAGAGAAGGGGGAGAUUCGGGUCGGGGUUCGGAGGGCGAAAUCGGGAAUCGGGUGUGGGCCCGCGUGCUUUCGAGGGUUUGGAAAGAAUAAUAAUACUGAGAAUGGUGGGGAUUGUGUGGGGUCGGUUAUGGAGAAGGUUUGCGGUGGGCGGGCGUUCGAGGUGGUUUAUUACCCGCGCGCGGGUGCGCCGGAGUUUGUGGUGAGGGCUUCGGAGGUUUGGUCGGGGAUGAGGGUCGGGUGGAGGCCCGGGAUGAGAUUUAAGAUGGCUUUCGAGACGGAGGACUCGUCUCGGAUUAGUUGGUUCGUGGGGUCCGUGGCGUCCGUGGGUGCGGAGGAUCCCGUUCGCCUGCCGAAUUCGCCUUGGCGAAUUCUCGAGCGAGUAAACCCGUGGUCGGUCGAGCUUAUAUCCGGAGUCUCGUCGAUCAACCUCUCCCACUUGGGCCUACCGCGAAAACGGCCACGUCAGCACGACUCGGAAUUUAAUCCCUUCGGCCGAGAAUUUGAAAUGGCGAAAACUUUUUUUAGCGGCAAUUUGUUGAGUUGUUCUCCCGACAUACAGGGAGCCAGGCAUGUCAAGUUCUUACAACCUUCGUCACACGACCCGUUUAAUAGUCUUGUAAGAAUUCCUAAGAAGAAUCUUCUUUUUACCGAGAGUUUGAUGAAGAGAGAGCCGUCGCCUGUUUUUGUUCUGUUCGGGCAGCCGAUUCUAACAGAAGAACAGAUGGAAAGUCGAAAGAAUGUGGGGACCACAUCGAAUGGGUCGGGAUCAGGGUCGGGAGUUGUUCAGAGUUUUCGACCGGAGGGCUUGUCGGAUGAAGAAUCUCUCUAGGAUAGAAGAACAAGUGAGAGUUUGGAAGUUUGUGUUUAAUGGCAAUUUGUACUUGUAGUAGUGUUUUGCAAUAUUGGGAUGUUAUUACUAUUGUUAUUGUUUCUUAUUUUUCAAGAUGUUAUGGCACAAGUUCUUUUAUGGC